ACAGGCCAGGAAGCUGGCUCCAAGGGAAGACUACAGACCUCCCUCCCGGGGGUACAUCCCGCGCGGUCCCCUCGCGGGUCGCACCCCAGGCAGCAGAACCCCGCCCAGCUCGCGGCGGCAGAGGGCGCGUAAUGACAUCAUCCCGGAGAAAACGCCGAGACUGCGCCACGAAGUUUGUCCCUUUGGAGGCGCCGUCCAGGUCCGCGUCCUGCUCGCAUCAUGUGACUGACCAAGCGGAGCCGGAGACCAGUUUCCUAGGAGAAGACCCACCGUGGGUGGUGCGCCCGGCGGACGGCGGCGGGAUGGAAGCAACCUUGGAGCAGCACUUGGAGGACACAAUGAAGAAUCCAUCCAUUGUUGGAGUCCUGUGCACAGAUUCACAAGGACUCAAUCUGGGAUGCCGAGGGACCCUGUCUGAUGAGCAUGCUGGGGUGAUAUCUGUCCUAGCCCAGCAAGCAGCUAAGCUAACCUCAGACCCCACCGAUAUUCCUGUCGUGUGUCUAGAAUCAGAUAACGGGAACAUCAUGAUCCAGAAGCACGAUGGCAUCACAGUGGCCGUGCAUAAAAUGGCCUCUUGACACCCUGUGUCCAUUCUCCUGCAGCCUGUCACAGGGCCUCAUUCAUACUUACCUUACAGAACUAUUCAAGUUCCAGUAGUUAGGCUGUUCGUAUAAUGUGCAUUGGGUGCUUUUCUAUUAAUUUUAGAGUAAGCUGCUUUUUGCCAUUCCAUGGAUUGACUUAUCAAAAUACUGGUUAGGAAAGUAUCAUGUUUUGAAGCAGCAGGUUUAGGUCACUUUAUAUAUAGAAUCUUGUUAUGUUUAAUAAACCUGGUUAGAGGAAAGCUUGGAUCUUUUCUGGAUUCUUUAAAUUCUUAUCAAAUGUUUAUUUUUCAAUUACCAAAUUGUAAUCUUUAAAAGGUAACUGCUCCAAACUCUUCCCUUGUGGAAGCUCCUGAAAUACAGAGGAUCUCACAGAUGCAUCCGUGGAUAUGUAAAACAAGUCAAACAUACUCCUACCCCACAAUAAAAAAAAUAAUAGCAUGGGGUUCCUCUUGUGGCUCAGUGGGUUACAAACCCGACUAGUAUCCUUGAGGACGCAGGUUCGAUCCCUGGCAUCGCUCAGUGGGUUAAGGAUCCAGCAUUGCUGGAAGCUGUGGCGUAGGUUGCAGAUGCAUCUUGGAUCUAGUGUGGCUGUGGCUGUGGUGUUGGCUGGCAGCUAUAGUUCUGAUUCCACCCCUAGCCUAGAACUUCCAUAUGCCGCAGGUGCGGCCCUAGAAAGCAAAAAAAAAAAAAAAACAAAAAAAAGCAAAAACCAAAAAACACUAGAGCAGAUACAUUAGGUACUUACCGUAUGCCAGGAAUAUAUUUAAUUCUCAUUAACAACCCUAUAUGGGUUAUCAGCAGAGAGAUGGAAGCAACUCACAUCUACGGAUGGGUGGAUAUAUAAACGAAAUAUGGUAUAUACAUACCAUGGUAUAAUAGCCUUAAAAAAGGAACGGAAUUCUGACGCAUGCUACAACACAGAGGACUCUGGAGGACAUUAUGAUGAGUGAAAUAAGCCAGUCACAAAAAAAAAAAAAAAAAAA
Sus scrofa (pig) is the source of this 1585-nucleotide messenger RNA. Lineage: Eukaryota; Metazoa; Chordata; Mammalia; Artiodactyla; Suidae. The record is from RefSeq and is a predicted model, not a curated record.